Messenger RNA from Brassica oleracea var. oleracea, 1893 nucleotides. Its product is annotated as protein KAKU4. Gene Ontology annotation, biological process: nuclear membrane organization. The transcript has 12 exons. Gene Ontology annotation, cellular component: nuclear envelope. NCBI's taxonomy places the organism in Eukaryota, Viridiplantae, Streptophyta, Magnoliopsida, Brassicales, Brassicaceae. Bases 103 to 1641 code for a protein of 512 amino acids. The record is from RefSeq and is a predicted model, not a curated record.
AACAGAUAAAAAAAAAAUAUAGAGGGAGGAGAACAAGAAGACGACAAAUAACUAGAAAAAACAUCAACGAACUCUCUCACUUUCUCCCUUCUGCCUUCUCCCAUGGAUUCCGACGCCGGACCACGUCAGCCUCAAUCCGGAGGCAAGAUUGUUCGACCUCGCCGGAGAUUCGCCGUCAAGACGCCGUACGACCGCCCCGCUCCAAGAUCCAGAGAUCCUCCUCAGCAAAACCCUAGUUGGAUCUCCAGGCUCGUUUACAAACCUGUCACCGUGAUUGCCUCCGGCGCCGGGAAAUUCAUUUCUUCCGUCGUCUUCUCUGAAUCUUCCUCAUCUUCUUCCGAGGACGAGGAUUCAUCUUCAGGUGAUGAUGAGGAUGUUCUCGAAGAUGAAACAAUGGUUGAGGAAUCAACCAUCCAAAGACUCGGUUCUAAGCGUGUAAUUGAGCAGCUUCUCAUGCAAGAAACAUUUGCAAGGGAAGAAGGCGAUAGAUUAAUAGAUAUCAUCAAGGCGAGGGUUGUAGAUCAUCCCAGUGUCCCCACUCCUAAUGAGGGGAGGCAUAGUGAUAAUGAGGUGGAUGUGGGUGAAAUGUCUAAUAAAGCUGUCAUGGAAGCAAAAAGAUGGUUGGAGGAGAAGAAAUCAGCAUCAAAUUCAAAGUCUAUAGCAACUGAAGAUGGUGGUGGAUCGCCUGUGGAUGUGGCCAAGUCAUAUAUGAGAUCUCGUCUGCCAUGGGGAUCUCCAGCUGCGAACACUUCAGAGUUUCGCUCACCAUCACCAGCAGGGAUGCAACUUAUUAAGGAAGGGACGCCGUUUCCUUACAGUGCUGGAAACUUCUCCUCUUCCAAGCUGAGAAGGAGAUCCCGUUCGAAUCCUACAUGGAAUAUUCAAGAUGAAAUUCGCAAAGUCAGAGCUAAAGCAACAGAGGAAAUGCUUAAAACUGUAUCCCCUCGUAGUGUAGCAUCAUUGAAUGUUGAUGGAGGUGCUCAAGCUAUACAGAUUGAGCAAAGCGUGGUCCUACCAAAUCAGAAGACUACGGAAGCUAAUCAAGCCGUUGAAGAAACAAGAGUUAUACACAACACUAGAUCUCGUGGAGUUGUCUCCACACAAGGAACCGGUGUUGAUGUCUCCAAUGAUGUGAGUAAUGACUUUAUCCAGCCUAGCUCAACUAUUGGAGAGACCACAAAUGCUGUCUUGGCUCCUGGAGCAACUUUGGAUCCAACCGGGAGCUUUUGUAUCCCAAAGGAUGUGUUUGAAACAUCAAAGGAAGCUGAUGAUGAUAUAGGUGCAACACAUCCUAUAGCCAACGGUCUCCCAUCUUCAUCACCUAGCUCACCAGUGGCAAUGGAAGCUGAGGCUUCCGAGCCUAUAGUUGAAACUCCUGGUGAUGAUAUCACCGUAGGGAAUGGCUUAGAUGGUGCGAUUGAUAGCAAGGAAAACAAUGAUAGCGAUUCUAGCGCCUCGCAUAACAGUUCAAGCACGCAUGAGAAAGAGUGGCUCCCGGGAGACCAGUCUCUACCGAACUCAAACUCAGCAAGUAGCAGCCCUGGUACUAGCAAGGUCUUGGCGCAACCCACGAGAAGAGGAGGACGAGGGCGAGGUAGGGGAAGAUGUAGAGGAGUUCGAGGCAAAGGACGGGGAAAAUAAAAAGAACUGUAAGAAGAGAGCUGUACACAAGAAACACAGUGCAGUAGGAGAGUUAGGAUUAUGUGACAUGUAUGUUUAGGUACCAGUCCUACUCUGUUUGUCUAUCAAAUGUCAUUUCGUUAUCUCUUUAGGCUGUUUAUUGUACUCUUUUGUAGUAUUCGAGUUAGGAGGAUCUUGUGGAAGUGAUGUCGAACUGUGUCUCUGUUUAUUUAAUGUUUAUGUUGUAGCUGACAAAGCUUUACUGUUUGAAGA